Messenger RNA from Carassius gibelio (silver crucian carp), 4540 nucleotides. Its product is annotated as zinc finger RNA-binding protein. Gene Ontology annotation, molecular function: single-stranded RNA binding; double-stranded RNA binding; zinc ion binding. The coding region runs from base 57 to 3062 and encodes 1001 amino acids. The transcript has 19 exons. Gene Ontology annotation, cellular component: precatalytic spliceosome. The record is from RefSeq and is a predicted model, not a curated record. NCBI's taxonomy places the organism in Eukaryota, Metazoa, Chordata, Actinopteri, Cypriniformes, Cyprinidae.
GGACACGUGUUGAUCACGUGAGCGCCGUCGCGCUCCCAAACGCCGCUGAAGCUUCUAUGAUGGCGGCCAGUAAUUAUUAUGGAUUCACACAUGCAGCCGCAGCAGCCGCCGCCGGCCCGCAGUACAGUGCCCAGCCGCCUCCUGUUUAUUCCCACCCAACCACUGGCAGCUAUAAUGUCCAGGCCGCCCCUGGAGUGACCCAUGCGGUUACGGCCUCGUAUCCUACCGGCCCACCGGUAAGUCCCGCGGUCACUGCCCCCUACCCCACCUACCAGCCCCAUCCUGCCCCCAACUACGUCUACCGGCAGCCCGAAACGUCUCCGCAGCUGACGACCGCCCAUCAAACCUACCAAGUGCUGACUGAACCGCAGAGUUAUAGCUACGGUCGACCGCCGCCGGUCAGCAGCUACGAGAACAAGCAGUACUUUCAAACGAGCAUCGCACCUGCGCAGCAGACCGCAACCGAGGCCUACUUCCAGACAGGGUUGAAACCUGGCUACAGCACAACGAGCACAGCGUACAGCCAGCCGCCGGUUCAAAGAGCGGUCUCCGCUCUGAAACCCCCUCCAGCUGUGAGCGCGGUGUCCUCUAGCUACACCAUCUACCCAACAUCAACCAGCGUUCAGCAGACUCCAGCCCCCAUAUCCACCUACACCCCCAGUACUUCCUUCAGCUCCACCGCUGCUACGUCCUACUCCGUCGGUCUCAGCUAUUCCAGCUAUGAUUCUAGCGGCUACACAUCCACGCCGUCGUACUUCCAGCCGGCACAGAUGCCCCCCCCACAGGUGCAGCCUCAACCUCAACCUCAACCUCAACCUCCCCUCCAACAGCUACAGCAGCCUCCACCGCCGCAGCAGACACAACAACAUCCAAAACAGCUCACCAGCUCCUCUUGGAGCAACACCAGGAGUGGCACAGUCACCACCCACACUGUCAGCGCAUACAAGAAACCCAUUUUCCACCAGAACAAAAUCCAAAAACCCAAAGGGCCGCCCAAACAGCCACAGCUGCACUAUUGUGAUAUCUGCAAGAUAAGCUGUGCCGGUCCACAGACGUAUCGAGAACAUCUGGAAGGACAGAAGCACAAGAAGAAAGAGGCGGCUCAGAAGAGCGGCAGUCAGGUGACCAACGGACCUCGUGGAGUCCAGACGCAGCUGCGCUGUGAAUUGUGCGAUGUCUCAUGCACCGGUGCAGAUGCAUACGCUGCACACAUCCGGGGAUCCAAGCACCAGAAGGUGGUGAAGUUGCACACCAAACUUGGCAAACCCAUUCCUUCAACGGAGCCCGUUUUGGUGAGCUCUGCCUCUGUUGCCGUUACAAUCACUACUAGCAAGACGGCGGCGAAAACCACUCCCACCCCUACAUCGGUGGCGCAGAAGACGCUUACGACGGCUCCGUCCAAACUGACGGUGUCUCUUGCGAAAAAACCAGCCACUGCUAAAGUUUCCAUUGUCGGCAGCAGAACAUCCACAUCCGCUCCGGUGAAGAUGGAGGAGGCGAAGCCGUCUGUAGUGAAGACGGACGCUUUGAGUGAAGAUGAGGAUGGUGACGGUUCUGGAGUUCAAGCAGACAUUCAGCCUGUGGGACAUGAUUAUGUCGAAGAAGUUCGAAAUGAUGACGGAAAGGUGAUUCGUUUUCACUGUAAACUGUGUGAAUGCAGCUUUAACGAUCCCGACGCUAAAGACAUGCACCUGAAGGGACGGAGACACCGGCUGCAGUAUAAGAAAAAAGUGAAUCCUGACCUUCCUGUGGAGAUCAAGCCCAGUAAUCGAGCACGGAAACUUCUGGAAGUCAAACUGCGAAAGCAGAGUCAGAAAUCUGUGCUGAAGAGACAACAGGAUGAUGAACAGCGCUGGCACAUAGAAAUGAGGAGGUACGAGGAGGACAUGUACUGGAGGAGAAUGGAGGAGGAGCAGCUAUACUGGGUGGACAUGAGGCACCGAAUGGCCCCGCCCCCUCUCAUGGGCCAUCCCAGCAUGCCCCUGCCGUCCCUUUCGCCCGUGCGGCGUCCCGAUUCGCCCGACGACCGCCACGUCAUGGCCAAGCACUCGGCCAUCUACCCCGUGGAGGAGGAGCUUCAGGCCGUCCAGCGAAUCGUGUCGCAUUCUGAGCGCGCUCUCAAACUGGUGUCUGAUUCGCUGCUGGAGAAAGAGGCGUGUGCUGUGGACGAUGACGCGGCGGACAAACAGUCAGAGUCUCAGGCACGUGUUCUUAAAGGAGUCAUGCGUGUGGGGAUCCUGGCUAAAGGUCUCCUGCUGCGCGGCGAUCGCAAUGUCCAGCUCAUCCUGCUAGCGGCCAAGAAACCCACCGCCUCUCUAUUGAGAACCAUUGCGGAGCAACUGCCCAAACAACUAGCGACCUUUUCUGAAGAUCAGUAUGAGGUGCAGGUACACCCUGAGGAAGCCAACAUCGUCAUUUUUUCAAGCAAGGAACCAAAAAUGCAGGUCACCAUCUCUCUUACCUCGCCAGUGAUGCGCGAAGACCCCGUCCCCAACAUGGAGAAAGCCUCAGAGAAAGAUCCUCCAGAUGUUCUCAGCAGGACUAAGUGCCUAGAGUAUUUAGCGGCCCUGCGACAUGCUAAAUGGUUUCAGGCUCGGGCGAAUGGUCUUCAGUCUUGCGUCAUCAUUAUUCGGGUUCUGCGGGAUCUGUGUCAGCGCAUACCUACCUGGGGAAAGAUGCCCGACUGGGCCAUGGAGCUGCUUGUGGAAAAAGCCAUUAGCAGUGCAUCAGGUCCACUCAGUCCUGCAGAAGCUCUACGAAGAGUCCUCGAAUGCAUCGCCACCGGGAUUCUCCUGCCAGAUGGUCCAGGUCUUCUUGACCCGUGUGAGAAAGGUCAAACUGACGCUCUGGGAAACAUGAUGAAACAAGCUCGGGAGGACGUGACCGCUAGUGCCCAGCAUGCGCUACGACUGCUGGCUUUCCGUCAGAUCCAUAACGUCCUGGGCAUGGGCUCACUGCUGGUCUCAAAGACCGGAGCCCGAAAUCGCAAGAGACGACGCGACUCCGGCGAGGGAGAAGCCUACGGAAAGAAGGAUAAAAAAGACGAUUCUCACGACCCUUGAGACGUCUGCCUAAUCUACACAAGCUGUCAUGUCUUUAGAAAUUUAAAAAUAUCACUCAAAGGGGAAAAAAUACAGCACUCGAUGGUUCCGUUCUUCAAAAGCACUAUAAAUGAAAAAACUAAGUUGUUCUCCUUUUAUAAUGCAUUGUGUCUCUUACAUCUGAGCUGAAGAUAGGCAGUCGCAUCACUUUUUCAGCGAAUCAGAUGAUGACCGGCAUUUAAUAAAAAGUUACAUCACAUUAGCUCUGUUAGGCACUUUGACACAUUAAUGGCACUUAAUUAAAAGCUUUAAUUAUCCCGACACAGGCCAGUCUUUUUUAUGUUUACAUAUAUUUAAAUAUAUAAAUAUAUACAACUGUUUUUUUGGUUUUUUUACACAGUGGGGCCCAAAACUCGUGAAUCCACGUUGAUAAUUUUUUUAUAUAUAUAUAUAUAUUUUCCAGGCAUUUUAAGAUGGAAAUAAAUGUCUUUUAUUGUUUUGAAAAACGUCAAAUGAACAUUAUAAAAUUUACAAUUAAUAAGAAAUAUGUAUAUUUUUUAUUUUCCCAUGAAAUUAAGGUAAUUUAUUGAAUCUGAAUGAAUUAACAGAUGGUCAUUGCUUUCAAAUGGUUUUGGAGAAGAUUUCAUUUUUUAUUCUUUUUUUCUUUCUUUUUUUGGAAAAAUGAAAAGUCACAGAUUUUGGAUCCCACUGUAUAAAACACAAAAUAUUUAGAUAUAUUUAUAAAUAUGAAUACUAUUCUAUAUAAUAUUAUCAUGUAUUAAUAUGUAUGCAAAAUUUGUUUCUCUACUGUGUAUCUUAAUUUUUUUUUUUUUUUUUAAAUAAGUAGUUAUUAGUAUUGACUAAUAAGCUGUUAAAAUUGACACGAUUCAGCUUUGUGUGGUUGUUUAUUAACCUGACACUGGAUUUAUACACUUUUAGGCGUCAGAUCUGUAACCGACAAAGAAGAAAAAAAAACUAGACUUCUCUGCAAUCAUUAUUUUUAUUUGCAUACUGAAUAAUCGCUCAUUUGAGGUUGAGAAGCUGGCGUUUCGACAGGGUAUGGAGCAGUUGUUCUCUAGUGAACAACACGAAAACACAACCUAAAGUCUGUGGUUCUUCACACGUGCCUGCGGUAAAGAUUUAAAGUACUUGAAACGUGAACGAGGAGGUGAAAUUACGGUUCUUCAUGUUGCAAUAUAAUAUAAUACCUCUCUAUUCUUACAUUUUUAUAUAAAAGUCAAAUCUAACGAGAGAUGCACAGUUUGCUAGAAAGAUUGCUGUUAGUAUAUUGAAUUGAUUCUUCAUCUAUCACCUGGAUUUGUGUUCUGCCACCUGUUUUUAUGUAUAAUGCAAUCAUUUCCCGGUGUUUUUAAAUGUUCCUGCUGAGUGUCUUGUUCUCGUUUUGUAGGACUGUGAAUAAUUCUAGUGUGAUCUUUUUUUCAGUUGGAAUAUCUGUGUAGUGCUGCUUAACUAAUAAACGGAGAAAACGGUCAGAUUAA